AUGAAGUAUAUCUCUCCUAUUCUCUCAGGUGCAUUAUGCUUGGCAGGUGUAACUACAGGGCUUGUGAUGCCCAAGACCUAUGCGGUCGACAGGUCGUACAGCCUCAUGUCGGAGGCGGGGAUCAACUUCAGCGUCUAUGAGCACGCGGCCACGAACUCGAGGACGAGGAUUGUCCAGAACUCGGGUAUCUGCGAGACGACCAAGGGGGUAAAGCAGUACUCGGGCUACUUUGACGUCGGGACCGACCAGCACACGUUCUUCUGGUUCUUCGAAGCUCGGAACAACGCCAGCACGGCGCCCCUCGCCUUGUGGUUGAGCGGCGGACCUGGGUGCAGCUCUAUGCUCGGCCUCUUCCAAGAAAACGGACCGUGUACAUUCAACAAGGGCGGCGGCGCGGAACCGACGCUGAACCCCAACUCGUGGAACAAUUUCGCCAACAUGCUCUAUGUCGACCAGCCAAUUGGAACCGGUUUCAGCUACGGCUCGGACAACACCUCGAGCACGGUCAAGGCCGCGCCUCAGGUCUGGGUGCUGAUGCAAUCCUUCUACAGCAACUUUCCGGAAUACAAGAACCGAGAUUUCGGUCUGUUCACCGAGUCGUACGGCGGCCACUACGGCCCGGAUUUUGCCUCCUACUUUGAGUACCAGAAUGCCAAGAUUGAUCAAGGGACGGUCAAGGGCGACAAGAUAAAGCUGGUUGCCCUUGCCACGCAGUACCGCGAUUAUCUCGACUACGCGGUCAACAACACGUACAAUAAGCUCAUCGACCAACGCCAGUAUAACCAGCUUCUCAAAGCCUACGAAAAAGACUGCGAGCCGGCCCUGAACAAGUGCACCAGUGUCCAGGGCCAGAACGACGCCUGCAAGGCGGCCGAGACGGCUUGCUACAACGCCGUGGAAGGCCCCAUUGAAUCCGGCAAGAACUUCAACGUGUACGACGUCAGGGCUGCCGAGGGAAACUUCCCGUCCGACGCGUACAUGCAGUAUCUGCAGAAGCCCGAGGUUCGGAAAGCCAUCGGUGUGACAUCACAGUAUCAAGAGUGCGCGGACGCGCCUUAUGAUAGAUUCGAUUCCACGGGAGAUGGCCAGAGAUCGUUUCUCAACAUGCUUCAGGACGUGACCAAGACGGACGUCCAGGUUCUCAUCUGGGCCGGCGAUUCAGAUUGGAUCUGCAACUACGUGGGGAACUACAACGUGGUCAAGAAGAUUGGAGGCCAAGAGUUCGAAAAGGCCGAGAUGAAAGACUUUAACCUCAAUGGCAAGAAAAUGGGAGAGUACAAGACCGUCAACAACUUGAGCUGGCUGAGGGUGUACGAGGCCGGUCAUGAGAUACCGGCGUAUCAGCCAGAAGUCGCGUUUGAGGUCUUUAAGCAAACCAUGUCCAAGAAGCCUAUUUCCUCUUCAUAG
Molecule: messenger RNA, 1407 nt
Organism: Colletotrichum graminicola M1.001
Lineage: Eukaryota; Fungi; Ascomycota; Sordariomycetes; Glomerellales; Glomerellaceae
Product: serine carboxypeptidase
Exons: 6
Coding region: 1-1407 (468 amino acids)
Biological process (GO): proteolysis
Cellular component (GO): fungal-type vacuole
Molecular function (GO): serine-type carboxypeptidase activity
Source: RefSeq, a predicted model, not a curated record